Messenger RNA from Abrus precatorius (Indian licorice), 1125 nucleotides. RefSeq lists its product as uncharacterized. The record is from RefSeq and is a predicted model, not a curated record. The coding region runs from base 1 to 1125 and encodes 374 amino acids. The transcript has a single exon. Lineage: Eukaryota; Viridiplantae; Streptophyta; Magnoliopsida; Fabales; Fabaceae.
AUGAUCAGAACCCGUUCUGUUGCACUGUUUGAAGAACUAUUUGAAUUUGACCCAGAGAUAAAAAGAACUUUGCGAAAAAUUCAGAAAGAGAGGCGACUGCUAGUACAGAGGGAAAACACACAAACCCAUAUGGAAGGAAUGACAAACAAUGAAGAGCAACCAAGGACCAUGUUUGAUUAUACUCGUCCAUCAUUAACUGGGACAAAAUCUAGCAUUGGCCGUUCAAAUGUGCAGGGGAAUUUUGAAAUAAAGCUCAAUGUUAUUCAGAUGGUUCAGCAGUUUGUUCAAUUUGAUGGGCUGCAAGAUGAAGACCCCAAUGCUCACAUCGCUAAUUUUCUGGGGAUCUGUGAUAUGUUCAAGAUAAAUGGAGCUACUGAUGAUGCAAUCCGCUUAAGGCUAUUUCCAUUCUCUCUCAGGAGUAGAGCAAAACAGUGGUUGAACUCUUUCCCGCGAGGAUCUAUCACUUCAUGGGAGGCCAUGGCAAAAAAGUUCUUAGCAAAAUAUUUCCCUCUUGCAAAAACUACUAAGAUGCGAAAUGAUAUAUCUUCCUUCUACCAACUAGAGUCAGAAACUUUAUAUGAUACGUGGGAAAGGUCUAAGGAGUUGCUACGAAAGUGCCCGCAUCAUGGGAUUCCUGACUGGCUUCAAGUGCAAAUCUUCUACAAUGGGUUGAACCCAGCCACAAGACAAAUGAUAGAUGCUGCAAUUGGGGGCACUUUGAAUAGCAAGACACCAAGGGCUGCACAAGAACUGUUUGAAGAAAUGGCAAUGAACAACUAUCAAUGGAGCUCUACUGGAUCCAAACCUACAAAAUCUGCUGGGAUCUAUAGUCUUGAUACAGUAACAUCCUUGGCAAUGCAAGUUGAAGCCUUAGGGAAGAAGAUUGAUGGUUUAUCUGUUAACCAUCUAGUUGCUUCAGUGAUGAGAUGUGAUAUUUGCAGAGGAGGCCACCCUAAUCAUGAGUGUAAAGCUACUCAAGAAGAACAUGUCAAUGUGAUAGGAAAUAGACCACCUUACCAAAAUUAUAAUGGCAUGAAUAAUCUGGGCUGGAGGAAUUAUGCAACCCCACCAUGGAAUAACAACCAACAGCCAAUGCGGAACAACACACUCCCAGGAUUUCAAUAA